AUGCGCCCUGACCAUUUAAAAGAACUUGUUUCAACGUCGGCCGGAGACAAUGGUCCUAAGUUACUCGAAUCUUUGACGAGAUUAUGCAACUUCCUACUUAAAGGCACUCUACACCCGGAAGUGUGUCCAUAUUUGUAUGGGGGCUCUCUUUGCGCCCUUACUAAGAAGGACGGCGGAGUGAGGCCAAUCGCUGUAGGCAGCACAUUCCGUAGGUUGGUUGCCAAGGUGGGUUGCCACGCGGUACGAGACGGCAUAUCUGACUACCUUCAGCCCCAUCAAGUAGGUUUUGGUACCAAGCUGGGGUGCGAGGCGGCCAUCCACGCCACCCGCGUGUUUGCAGCCAGAGAAGGGGAUGACAAUGUCAUUAUUAAGGUUGACCUCAAAAAUGCUUUCAACUCGGUGGAACGUGACGUUAUCUUGAAGGAAGCGAAGGAACAUAUUCCGGGGCUGUACCCCUUUUUACACCAGGUAUAUGCAGUUCCUAGCAACCUAUACUACGGGGUCUCCUUGAUAUCGUCGCAGGUCGGCGCUCAGCAGGGGGAUCCACUCGGCCCAUUACUGUUUAGCCUGGCGAUUCAUCCGGUAGUUUCCGAUCUCAAGUCACCACUCAAUGUGUGGUAUUUAGAUGACGGGACGAUUGGUGGAAGCCCGGAGACGGUGGCGAGGGAUAUGAGAUCCCUUUUCUCGGCUUUGCGUGUUAUGGGGCUAGAGGUGAACACCGCAAAGUGCGAAUUAUAUGGUUGCGGAGUGGAGUCUACAGCUUCUCGAUCGCUAUUUGGUGAGCUGAUCCCCGGCUUGAGAUUUACAGAUAAAUCGAACCUCAACUUGCUGGGAGCCCCUAUCUUUGCAGAAGCAGUUGGUCCUGAGCUAAGGGCGAAGACGGACGCUCUUUCCUCCCUCGCAGAGCACUUGAAGAGUUUACCAGCUCACGUUGCCCUUACUUUGCUGAGGAACUGCUUCGCUAUGCCGAAAUUGACCUACACUAUCAGGACGGCCCCUACGUGGAUAUAUCCUCGUGAGGUACUGUUAUUUGAUGAGACCCUGAAGGUUACUCUCGAGGAUAUACUGAAUGUCAGCCUUAAUGAAAAACAGUGGUGUCAGGCCGGUUUGCCCAUCCGCCAUGGUGGGCUAGGUGUGCGUCGCCUGCAGGACACGGGACCUAUUGCGUUCUUGGCCUCUGCGCAUGGGGUAGCCGGACUUGUCGCCCGCAUUUUGUCCUCUUAUGGUGACGACCUCCGCAUCCCUUAUGUUGCGGAGGCCUUGGAGGCCUGGGAGACACUGUGUCCAGAUUACGACCGUCCUUCUAACCCUGCCAGCCAGCAAGCUUGGGACGAAACCGUAUCCAAGCAUUUCUCAUCCGGGCUCAUUGAGGAGGCCGUGGGUGCGGAUGAAGCCAGGUUGCGCGCUGCUGCCAGUCCGGAGUCAGGACUCUGGCUGAGUGCUUUACCCUCUCCACACAUGGGCACUCUGCUAGAUAAUGACUCCAUACGGAUCGCAGCGGCGCUGCGGCUGGGGUGCAACAUAUGCGAGCCUCAUCGAUGUGUUUGUGGCAGCAUGGUCGAGGCGAAUGGACACCAUGGCUUGGCAUGCAAUAAAUGCGCAGGUAGAAUGUCUCGUCACCAGACAAUCAAUGCCAUAUUAAAACGAGCCGUGGCGUCAGCGGGUGUGCCGUGCGUUCUGGAGCCGCCAGUCAUCUACUUCGUUGUAAACUUGUUCUGCGACCGCGCUAGUUCAAAGUAA
Molecule: messenger RNA, 1740 nt
Organism: Pectinophora gossypiella (pink bollworm)
Lineage: Eukaryota; Metazoa; Arthropoda; Insecta; Lepidoptera; Gelechiidae
Exons: 2
Coding region: 1-1740 (579 amino acids)
Source: RefSeq, a predicted model, not a curated record